Messenger RNA from Liolophura sinensis, 1909 nucleotides. RefSeq lists its product as uncharacterized. The record is from RefSeq and is a predicted model, not a curated record. The transcript has 5 exons. The coding region runs from base 379 to 1341 and encodes 320 amino acids. Lineage: Eukaryota; Metazoa; Mollusca; Polyplacophora; Chitonida; Chitonidae.
GGGAAAUCUGUGCUCUGUGGAGCUGUGUGUGGGUGAGGGGAGGGUGUUUUCUGUGGUGUCAUGUAUCAGUGUGGGAAGGAUGUCCUCUAUGGAGUUGUGUGUGAGUGUGUGGAGGGUGUUUUCUAUGGUGUCAUGUAUUAAUGAGGGAAGUCUGUCCUCUGUGGAGCUGUGUGUGAGUUUGGAGACGGUGUUUUCUGUGGUGUCAUGUAUUAGUGUGUGUAGAUUGUCCUCUAUGGAGUCGUGUGCGAGUGUGGGGAGGGUGUUUUCAGUGGUUUCAUGUAUUAGGUUGGGGAGGAUGUUUUCUACCUUGUGUUAUACAGUGUGGGGAGGUUGUCUCGAAUGGUGUAACCAUGUGGAGCGGAUGUCUUCUAUGGUGUCAUGAAUCGGUGCAGUGAAGGUGUCUCCUGUGCUGUUCAUCAGCGGAGGACAGUUGUUCCACCUACCUCGCUCAACGACAAAAGUAAUUCACUUCCACCAGGACCAGCCCAUGAACCAACACGGACGUAUGAGAGACUUAUAAAAGAAGGCCCGACGACGUCUGCUAGACCAAAUAAUCUGCCAAUACAAUAUAACAAAAAUGGAAAUUUUCUUUUUGAUGAUGGAGCAGUCAAGAAGCGACCUAUGAAAAAGGUUCCCCCGAUGGGCCGGUCGGAUAAGGAAGAGGUCAUUGUUGUCCGGUCUGAGAAUGCCAGAUCACCUCCACAGCGAUCGCAAACUUGGAAUGGCAAGCAUGGACGACUUGAUGUCGGUUGGGGCAAGGUAGAAAGUGGCUCCGCUGACUCACCGAAUGCUAGAAAAAGCGGACAAGAUGGACUCCCAAACCAAACCAGACAGCCUGAACCCAUCAAUCAAAUCGAAAGUUGUCAUGUUGAAUCGCCUCAGAUUUCCAUGGACCCUGGAACUGGAAAUGAUUAUACCAACUUCCCCCAGACAGUCGAAAGUCACGAAGCCCCGAUAAACGGCACCAGUAGUUAUCCUUCCACUGUUUCCAAUCCGGGCGGCACGACGUUUCUGUUUCCCUCACGAGAAACCGAUGGCGUUUGUGCAACGCCAGCUCUGAGCCCAGGAAGCCCUCAAACUCCCAAACAGGAAGCGUGGAUGGCAGAUCUGCAGAAUUUCACGGUGGAAUCUUUGCACGAAAAUCUUCUCAAAAUCGGGGUUAAACCGGAAAAAGUCGAUGUAUUUCGCCAAAUAUUCGUGGACGGGGAGCUCUUUAGCAACAUGACGGACAAAAUGCUGAAAGAAACUUCGCCUGAUCUUAAUGAGUUUGAUCUGCUGCGUUUGAAAAUGUUCCGGGAUAAAGGAAAGCUUCCUAAAACAAGCCAAGGGUCGUCACCCUAGGCGUGGUAUCACAGGGUUUACUUUCCAGCUACAGAUUGCUCAGUACUUGCCCUUUAACAAAGAGAGAAAAGAACACGAGGUAGAGUCGGUAACGAGACUACCAUCGUAAAUCUGUGCAUGCGCAACGGCUCCUUCGUCUCAUUCUAUGAAGAUUAGGCGUAUUGCUAGCGUAGAAAGUGCAUGAAACUUGACACUUGCACCAGAUUUCUACAAUGUAGCAAUAACUGGAAAAUUUUAUCGAUAAGUGUUUUUUUUUGCUGAUUAUUUUAUAGGCUGCCCGUAUGUACUUGAACUUGACAAAAUCAGCUAAUAUGCUCUCAAUGCCAAUGGCAUGUUUCUGCACGAUAUCAGCCACUGUAAAAUUUGGACUACUGUAAUAUCUGGAGCACUGCAUGAUAGGAUCAAGGGAGAUAAUUUGUGGACUAUGUUUCUGGAGGAAGCAGUCACCGUGUCGCACUCGCCUUGUGGCAGUCACCGUGUCGCACUCAUCGUGUGGCAGUCACUGUGUCGCAGUCACCGUGUGGCAGUUACUGUGUCGCGGGCGACAUCUGUUUAUGCCAUUAAAGUG